CUGUCCAUCCAAAAUCAAAAUCGCGAAAAAGUGUGACUGAUUUCAUUUCUCUGGCUGCGAGAAUUUGCUGAUCCGGUGGUUUUUCGUAAUAAUUAUUUCGCGCGAUAGUGUUUUAAAAUCACGUUGCUACAGGUUGUGAAUACUGUAAGUGAAAUAUAUUUUAAUUGAUAAAUAGAAGCAAAAGGCUCAAAAAUUCAACGCAAAAUAUUUCAAACAAGAGUGGAAUAUUAUUCUCAUUUGUGUUGGCACUUGCGUAGCUCGUGCUCGGCGUUCGCCAGCGGAAUCGUAAUUAGAAAAAGUUAGUUGUCCAAAUUGAAUAUUGGCUGAAGGGAGAAGAGAACCUGGUGAGGUGAAUUCCAUCCGCAAAUAAGGAAUUGGGAGUGGUGUUAUCGCUAAAAAAAAGUGUACUUAGAUGAAGAUAGUGUCGCUAUUGAUUUAGUGCUGAUUAUUCCGACCCCAGUAACUUCAGUAUUUCAUUCGAAUCAUUUAUUAUUGAAGAGUGGCAUUUACAUUUGUAAACAGACGAAAGUGCUUGUUGGUUUUGAUUUUACCAAGCUGCGUUAAUUAAGAUCAAAUACAAAGAAUAAUUAUUGGUUUUACGAAGAAAGAUUGACCGGAAGCGAAAGUACAAACUGCAGCCUGUAAACAAAUCAAAUUCAUGCUUCAGUGCAGUGAGUGAUUGUGACCUUUUGCCCCUCAAUUUAAAACCCCGUCACAGCCAUUCAAUUGGCUGUUCUCCAUAACCCUGGACUGGAAGAUGGUGACGACACCCUACAUUAUCAAUGAAAUCUAUGAUAUAAUACAGAAGUCAACGGCGUUCGAGCUGGCAUUGGAAGCCCUGUUGGCGCUCGGGGUCAUUUGGAUUGUGCUGUAUAAACGCAAUGGGAAGCGCGAAAAGCGAUUAUCGGCCGCGCAGAAGGCACGUUUGAUAGAGGAAUGGACGCCGGAGCCACUGGUGGGGAGCGUGCCGGAUAAUCAUCCGGCGCUGCACACCCACGUCGUAACCGGUAAGGUGGGGAAGGUGAUCAACAUCGAUGGGAAGCAGUGCCUCAAUAUGGCAUCGCACAACUAUUUGGGCUUGCUGGAGGAUGAAAACAUUCAACAGGCAGCGAUCAAGAGUUUGCGGAAGUAUGGGGUGGGAUCGUGUGGUCCCCGUGGUUUCUACGGUACGCUGGAUGUCCAUCUGGAGCUGGAGGAACGAUUGGCCAAGUUUAUGGAAGUUGAGGAAGCGGUUGUGUAUUCGUAUGCCUUUUCCACAAUUGCCAGCGCAAUUCCUGCUUAUGCUAAACGAGGCGACAUCGUUUUUGUGGAUGAAUACGUAAACUUUGCUAUUCAGAAAGGAUUGGAUGCUUCCCGAAGUCGAACAGUUUACUAUAAGCACAACGACAUGUCUGAUUUGGAACGGCUGUUGAAGGAGCAAGCUGUUGAGGACAAGCGCAAUCCUAAGAAGGCGGCCAGGACGAGACGUUUUCUUGUGGCCGAAGCCAUCUAUAUGAACACGGGUGAAGUUUGCCCUUUACCGGAGCUAGUGGAACUCCGUAAGCAGUACAAGCUCCGAAUGUUCUUGGAUGAGAGUCUUUCGUUUGGUGUGCUUGGAAAGCAUGGUCGAGGCUCGAUCGAGCACUUUAAUGUGGAUAAAAUUGAAGUCGACCUUCGGUCAGCCGGCAUGGAGUGGGCUGCUGGGACCAUUGGCGGCUUCUGUGCAGGAUCAUCUUUCAUCGUAGAACAUCAGCGUUUGUCAGGUUUAGGCUAUUGCUUCUCUGCUUCGCUUCCACCGCUUCUUACGCAAGCUGCCAUUAGUGCCCUCGACAGAUUCGAGAGUGAUCCAAAGAUUUUUGCUGAGCUGAGAACUUGCUGUCAGAAGGUUUCACAGAAACUACCAUCUCUUACGGAUUUCACUUACCGGGGAGAUCCGCUUUCACCGGUGAAACAUUUAUAUCUGAAAAAUGAAUCAGAUCCUGUAACGGACAAGCAAAUACUUGAUAGGAUAUCGCAAGAGUGUAUUAACACCGGAUUGGCAAUCAUAUCGGCGGAGUAUUUGGAGCACUUGGAAAAGUGUUCCCCUAGGCCGAGCAUUCGGCUGACCGUGAACCGUUUGCUAACCGAUUCCGACAUAGAAGACGCAUUCCGAAUCCUCCGGCAAGCUGCGCGGAAGAUUCUUUCUGAAAUAUAACUCUGAUUCUAGAAUCCAAAAAGACGUGCUGUUGUAUAGCAUUUAAAGCCCAAAUUAUUUUUGACUAUAAAUGAAAAUCCAUUUUGAGCCUAUGCACAUCAAUAUUACUUAAGAACACAAACGACUAUUCUAUCACACAAAUACUUAACCAAAUAAAUGAUUAAUUUGUUCCACCAAUAA
Molecule: messenger RNA, 2353 nt
Organism: Armigeres subalbatus
Lineage: Eukaryota; Metazoa; Arthropoda; Insecta; Diptera; Culicidae
Gene: Spt-I
Product: serine palmitoyltransferase 1
Exons: 7
Coding region: 758-2173 (471 amino acids)
Biological process (GO): ceramide biosynthetic process; sphingosine biosynthetic process
Cellular component (GO): endoplasmic reticulum
Molecular function (GO): serine C-palmitoyltransferase activity; pyridoxal phosphate binding
Source: RefSeq, a predicted model, not a curated record